Oncorhynchus gorbuscha (pink salmon) is the source of this 2525-nucleotide messenger RNA. RefSeq names its product lysyl oxidase homolog 3B-like. Gene Ontology annotation, biological process: peptidyl-lysine oxidation. The transcript is spliced from 17 exons. The coding region runs from base 1 to 2079 and encodes 692 amino acids. Gene Ontology annotation, cellular component: membrane. The record is from RefSeq and is a predicted model, not a curated record. Lineage: Eukaryota; Metazoa; Chordata; Actinopteri; Salmoniformes; Salmonidae. Gene Ontology annotation, molecular function: protein-lysine 6-oxidase activity; copper ion binding.
AUGGCGUCAUGGAAGAUCUGGCUGGAUAAUGUGCAGUGUAACGGAGGAGAGAAGAGCAUUGAGCUGUGUAAAUCUCGGGGUUGGGGCAACAGUGACUGCACACACGAUGAGGACGCUGGAGUCGUCUGCAAGGACGAGAGGCUUCCUGGUUUUGUCGACUCCAACAUCAUUGAUGUGCAGAUGGAUGAGAACAAGGUGGAGAAGGUGCGUCUGCGUCCGGUGGUGCCCACCAAAAAGAUGCCCGUCACCGAGGGUGUGGUAGAGAUUAAGUACAGGAACGGCUGGGUCCAGAUCUGUGAUGUGGGAUGGACCUCCACAAACACUCGGGUCAUCUGUGGUAUGCUGGGGUUCCCUGACGAGAAAAGGGUCAACAAGAACUUCUACAAAAACCGUCUGCGAAAGAGAGCAGCAGAGAGCCAAGGUCAAAAGGUCAAAGCCAAGGUUCAUGUUUCUGCUGGUGCCAGGCUGCCACCCAAAGCUAAAGCUAGGGCUAAACCAUUCACCUCUGGGUUAAACAAAAGACUGAACACAGAGCGUCAGAAGAACCAGUACCACCUCCACUCUGUGGCAUGUGUUGGCACUGAGGUCCACCUGGCAGCCUGCCCCCUGGAGUUCAACAAGGGUAAUGCCACAGGUUCCUGUAAGGGCGGCAUGCCAGUCGUGGUCAGCUGUGUACCUGGACCACAGUAUGUACACAACAACGGACUGAAGAAGAAACUGAAAACCACGAGUACGGUGAGGCUGAAGGGUGGUGCCAAGCUGGGUGAGGGCAGAGUGGAGGUACUGAGGAACAAUGAGUGGGGCACGGUGUGUGACGACCGUUGGACCCUGCUGUCUGCCAGCGUAGUGUGUAGGGAGCUGGGCUUCGGAUCCGCCAAGGAGGCUCUGACUGGAGCUCGCAUGGGACAAGGGAUGGGUCCUAUCCACAUGAAUGAGGUCCUGUGUCUGGGGACGGAGAAGUCUAUGUGGAACUGCGGCUUUAAGAACAUAACCUCAGAGGACUGCCAACAUGUAGAAGACGCCGCUGUGAGGUGCAACACGCCAUACAUGGCUCUGGAGAACUCGAUCCGCCUGACAGGGGGCCGUACGCGGUAUGAGGGGCGGGUGGAGGUGCUGAGCACAGAGGCUAACGGGACCAGGAGCUGGGGGCUGAUCUGUGGAGGGGCCUGGGGCACCAAGGAGGCCAUGGUGGCCUGCAGACAGCUGGGGCUAGGCUACGCUAACCACGGCCUGCAAGAAACAUGGUACUGGGACAGUAGUAACGUGACAGAGAUGGUGAUGAGUGGAGUGAAAUGUACAGGAAACGAGAUGUCUCUGAGCCACUGCCAGCAUCACAGGACUGUCAGCUGUCAGAAGACUGCUGCCAAGUUCUCUGCUGGGGUCAUCUGCUCAGAGACUGCGUCUGACCUGGUCCUGAAUGCUCCCCUGGUCCAGCAGUCUGUGUACAUUGAGGACCGCCCGCUCCACAUGUUGUACUGCGCAGCGGAGGAGAACUGUCUGUCUAAGUCUGCUGCUAGUGCUAACUGGCCCUACGGACACCGCCGCCUGCUACGGUUCUCCUCUCAGAUCCACAACAUCGGACGGGCCGACUUCAGGCCCAAGGCCGGUCGCCACUCCUGGGUCUGGCACGCCUGUCACGGCCACUACCACAGCAUGGACAUCUUCACCCACUAUGACCUGCUGUCGUCCAAUGGGACCAAGGUGGCUGAGGGACACAAGGCCUCCUUCUGUCUGGAGGACACGGAGUGUCAUGAAGGUAUCUCUAAGAGGUAUGAGUGUGCUAACUUCGGAGAGCAGGGCAUCACCGUGGGGUGUUGGGACCUGUAUCGCCAUGACAUCGACUGCCAGUGGAUCGACAUCACCGACAUCAAACCAGGAAACUACAUCUUACAGAUUGUGAUCAAUCCAAACUUUGAAGUGGCAGAGAGUGACUUCACCAACAACGCCAUGAAAUGCAACUGCAAAUACGACGGCCACCGGAUCUGGCUUCACAACUGCCAUAUGGGUGAUGCCUUCAGUGAGGAGGCAGAGAGGAGGUUUGAGAAGUACCCAGGGCAGUUCAACAAUCAGAUCUCAUAAUCCUCCUAGCAACACACCAAGCUGUUCCAGACCCAUGUACCAACCAAAGAGGAGGGCUGAUGCCUUUCAUCAUGUUAAACAAUGGGACAACCAAUCACCCUUCGUCACCUAUCAGAACCAACCAUUCAUCAUCAGAUCACAAAGCAACCAACCAAUCACACGCCUAAAUUCCACAAGGCAGCAGUCUGAUCUGAAGGAUCCAUGCCAAAGUCAUGUUGUAUUGUGAAUGUGUUGGUGUGUGUCUCAGUUAGGAUUAUUAUUAUAUUAUACUGGAAUACUCAGUGCUUUGUUUUCAAAAACAAGCUUACUUUAGAUGUUUUGUUCAAAUGUGAGUAUAUUAUGUUACAUUGCGUGACAGAAGAACAAUUCAUAAGCUUUCAUACAACAAGUCUUAAUGUAUGAUUUAUUGAUAUGCAACCUUUUUCAUUAAUGUUUUGUUCAAGUUA